Iphiclides podalirius (scarce swallowtail) is the source of this 1113-nucleotide messenger RNA. NCBI's taxonomy places the organism in Eukaryota, Metazoa, Arthropoda, Insecta, Lepidoptera, Papilionidae. The record is from the annotation of a GenBank genome assembly.
AUGCACAAAAAUACGAGAAAUGUUAUUAUACAUUAUAAUAAUUUGCAGAUCCUUGCUAUUUCUAGUCGAAAAUUGAGUAUAGUUCCAUCUCUUUACGAUGGAGAACAAGAUCCGGGACCUAAAUUCUUUUGUUCGGGUGUUCAAGCUCUUCUAAAACGUUUGACGAGACCAGAUUUUGCAAAAGUUUUUCGGAAAAGGACAAACAGUAAUCUUCCUUUCCUCAAAACUCCAAAGUAUAAAUUCUUAACAAAUGAAGAAUUAGAUGCCGAGAUAUCCAAAGCAAAUAAAACUGCUGCUUGGUUGCUCCAAAUGCCACCAGUUGUAAAGGUGCAUGAUCCAAUUAAUGAGGUAUUUUCAAAGGACCCAGCUUUAGUUGGAUAUGACUCCUCAAAAUAUGUAUUUACAGAUAUAACUUUUGGUGUUCCUAAUGAACAAAGGCUUAUAGUGGAAAGGGAUCCCGAUGGUACACUGCAAAGCUGCGAUCAUGACACAAGAAAACGGCUCAACCAGAUAUACUUUCCCAUUCAGGGUCGCAAAGUAAAGGAACCAACAAUGUUUUCUGAUGAAGAAAAAUUCCAUGGAUUGCUUGAAGAGGAGAAAUAUGAGUUUAUAUUAGAUCGAGCUUGUAUACAAUAUGAACCAAAUGAACCUACUUAUCAGAAAGUAACAAGUAUCACAUAUCAACAUGUAGAUUUGAAAACCAAUUUUAACAUGCUAAGAUCAACAAGACAUUUUGGCCCCAUGGCAUUCUACCUGACAUGGCAUCAAUCAAUGGACAAUCUCAUGCUUGAAUUAUUACAAACAGGCUUUGUCAGAGAAACAGUGCUUUUAAUGGGUUUAAGGCAAGCCAUCCAUGAAGAUAUUGCCUUUGCAGAUGAACUUAAUGAACUUGUGCCACAAAUACUACCUACUCCAGUACAACUCAAAAAGUCAGAAAAUUUAUCAGAGGAAGACAUUAACCUUGACAAUAAAUGCAUAGAUUGUGUCGUCAAAUAUAUCACGAAAAAUUCAGCUAUGAAGAGUCAGCAAGAACUAGCUUUGCAGGGCUUCAGAGAAGAAUAUCAGCAAUUGGUAGAACUAAGUCGUGGAUUAAGAAAAGCGCAUGGAAACGUU